Bactrocera dorsalis (oriental fruit fly) is the source of this 8401-nucleotide messenger RNA. RefSeq lists its product as uncharacterized. Lineage: Eukaryota; Metazoa; Arthropoda; Insecta; Diptera; Tephritidae. The transcript is spliced from 10 exons. The record is from RefSeq and is a predicted model, not a curated record. Gene Ontology annotation, molecular function: protein binding. The coding region runs from base 645 to 3041 and encodes 798 amino acids.
AACUCAGCUGGUGGAGCUUCGUGCGACCAACGACACCGUUUGGGCAGUCAGUGAAUUCAACGAACCGGCGGUAAGCACAACGCGAAGCGGACAAAGUGGAAAUUAUAAGGUCGCCAUAUAAAUAAAGUGAAAGUGAGAACAAAAACAACAAAAUAAAUACAAUUAAAAACAAAGUAAAAAGUGUUGGAAUUUUAAUGGUGACACACAGGUGAAUACACUGAAUAUUAAAAUAUCAUACAUUUUUAGAAAGAAAAAUAUUUAUAUCAAGCAAAGAACGAAAAGAAAUAUGAAACAGUAUGGCAAAAUGUGAGACAAUGAACAAAUAACCGAAAACAAACCAAAAAAUGUUAUUCAUCAAAUAAAAUACUAACUGAAAACUUUAGUGUAUUUCAAAAACUAAGAAAACUAAAUUUCAACCGACAACUACAAUAAAAAAAGCUAUAAAAAAGUUGAGCAGCCGCAGAAGACCGCAUCUGACGGAGGAUGAAAUGCCACACAUCAAUUACUCGUAAAACGACAAUUUCUAUGAAGACUGAUUUUGUUUAGUUAGAAACUAACAGAUAUACGAAACAACUGUGUAACGCACACAACUACGAAGACGCCUACGAGUGCGCACAACUAAAGGCGAAUUCAAAACCCACAAUAUGGAAAGCAGCGACAGACUGCUCUAUCGCAAGCGUUGCAGUACCAGCAUCGGCAGUAGUUGUACGAUGGAGCAGAAAAUUCUAGUGCUGAUGGCAGUCGUGAUUGCAAAUGCCUGUGUAGCAGGCACCAUACCCGCCACACCCGAAAACAUCACCGUCACCUUCCUCACGCCCACAACGGUGCGCGUCUCCUGGCAAACGAUGAUCGAUUUGAAUGCGCAUCCAAUCGAAAAGUAUAUUGUGACAUACAAGCCGACAGAUGACAGUUACAGGGUUGUCCAGGAUGUCGCCGGCAAUAGUGAGGCAAUCAUUUUAGAUCGUCUUUCGCCCAGCACUCAGUAUUCGAUAGCGGUGACGGCCAUUUGGCUUGGCAAGAAGUAUCGGAGCAGACAGAUCAUAUUUCGUACAUUGGAUAUGCCCAAGACAUCGUCACAGCAGGACUAUGCGCCCGGACAUACGGCCGGCGCGCUGGGAAGCCAAAACAGCGUUGGCAAUGUUAAUGCGGGUAUCGCCGGAGGUGGUGCGCCUGGUGCGGCCGGUGGAAGUGGUGUGGGGGUUGCUGGCACGGGGCUUAUCGGCGGCAAUCUGGCUAGCGCAGCGGCAGCAGCGAACGGUAAUGGCACGUAUGGAGACGAUGUAACGUCAACAGUGACGAAUACAAUGGCGCAACGGCCACGUGAAUUGCCAACGAUACGCGGCGUUGAAAUCGGUAUUGUGCUGAUUGUUCUGAUGGUGUGGGCUGGUGCUAUAGCACUAUUCUUCAACCGUUGGGGCAAAAUUCGCAUGCUGUUGCCCUAUCAACCGGACUACAAGCACGAACAGCUGAAGGUACCCGGCACCGGAGUGUGCACUGGCGCUGGCUGCAACGGCCAACAUUCGCAUCAGAACCUACACCCAGAUAUAUUCGUAAAGUCGAAAUCGAAAGCGGGUGGCGGUAUCAGCAGCGGCGGAGGAGGCGAACAUAAGCUGAGGCAGAAGCGUUUCACUCAACAACGAAGCAUAUUGAAGAAUUCAACAGAGCGUUCAAGCAAUCAGGAUGAGCAGGAACUGCUGGAGGCCAAAAAGCAAUUGAUAUUGCGGCGACGACGGCUCUUCAGUCACUACCGUCAGUACGAGCAGUGGCGUCGGCGUCAAUUCAGCUACGAUCCGUGCUACUAUCGCGCCAUACCGCUGCCAAUCGGCCAGGCGUCGACCACCAACUAUGCUGGCGGUUAUGGCAGUCAGGGGCAGGGCGCAUUCCGACGCCGCCGCCAGUACAGGCGGCAGUACUCGUGUGCCGAACGUGAGGAUUCGCGCGAGAGUCGUGAGUCGUCGUCGCUGCAUCGCUACAAGGGCGCCAGUGUGAUGGCUAGCGAAUCAUUCAAUACCGAUAGCGCUAACUAUAUUAACUAUGAACAACAACAACAAGAACAAUCACACCAACGGUCACAACAACCGCUACAGCAACUGCAACAGCGUGAAGAAUCAAUCGAACCCUACUCAACAAUGGGACGUCGCAGUCAUUUCCACAUGUUGCACGAGGAGCGCUCUGCCUCCAUUUCGGAACGAUGCACACGUAGUCGCAUCAAUUCGGCCAUAUUUGUGUCGUCCGAGGGCAGAGGAUUUGAUUCAAUCGAAUUUCUGCGUCGACACGGUUCGCAGAGUGUGCUGUGUCGGAAGGCACGCAGCGCCGAGAACAUCACCGACAAUGAGCGCAAGAAAAGUUUCUCCGACAAUAAGGGUUCGUGGCGCAACGAAGGGCAUAAUGACAGCGAUCCGAAUGCAUCGAACCGCAGGCAAGACGAUAUGGAUGGCAGCGCCAUUGAGCUACGCGAAUGCCGUCCCAAUGCCAACAAUUGCAGUGCAGGCUGCUGCGCCGAGUCGCGAACACUCUCCGUACUCACGACCAACACCAGCUGCGAUCAUCCAUCCACGUCAGCGGCCGCAGCGGCUUCAAUGGCCGCCACGAAUGUGGUUGUGGGCAGCAUUUCAAUUGAAACACCACCUUCCCACAUCAAAGAUGAACUGCACAACAGCACAGCCAGCAUCGCAGCCACAACCACCGCCAUCGUCGCUUUGCAGAAUGGCGAGAAGAGACAGCGUCCAAACAACUUUGCCGGCAUGUCGUCGAAGACUUCCGUCUCGCGCGAUUCCAACGACACUGUCGAGGAGUUAGUACUCGUGCCAACCGUCGCAGCCACGGCGGUGCCGUUGCCAGAGAUAGCCAUAACAAACCGUUCGCGUACGCUUGUGCGUCAGCGUUCCUCAACCGUCUCCAUUUCACCGCACCGCAGUCCCAAGACGCUAGCGCUAAAGCAUGCCAAACCGAAGAUCGCAGCGUUACCAAUGGUGUCGGUGUCGGGUCCAUCACCACCGCACGAGAAACCGCCGCCACAACCGCAAACGGAGUAUUUGUAACAAAUGGCAGCCGAAACAUUUAUUUAAGUUUAAGUGAAUGCAACGUUGACAUGGUAGAUGGGAGGCAUAUAUGAAGGGAAUGCAAGCGUGCGGCGCAGCAGCGGGGAAAGGACGGAUUUAAAGGCUUCUCUCGAUUCAAUAAGGCACAAAAUCAGCUGCUACCAUAUCCUCAGCGAAGUAUAUAAUUGGAAUCUUUCCUAUACUCUUCCUAACUUCCAGCUCACGUACUUAGCUCACACACUUACAAAUGUUUCGGCUAUAAUUGGAACAGCUCGUGGCCCACACGCGUUGGGCUUGUCUAUCGUCAAAAAUCUAACUAAAAAUCUCAAAACUGACUGAACUAUUCGUAACUACUGAAAAAACCGUUAGAAACAAACACAUAUGUACAUACAAGAGAGUGUACAUGUAGGUCUGUAUAUUUAUCAGAAACUGUUAAACCUUAGUACUAGAUAUUAGCUCCCAAAAUACAACCCGAGCCAUUGGUAGAUUGGCGAAAAGCUUUAACAAGUCACUUGAAAACUUUCAAGCUUUAAUAUUACAAAUACCGUUAAUACUGUUUAUAACAUUUUUUCGUCAUUAAUAUUUCAUUAUUGAUCAAUAUUAUUAGUGUAACAUACAUAUACAUAUGUAUGUGUGCAACUAUUUACCAUUUAUAAGUAUAUAUAUACGUAUAUAUGUAUGGAAUUAUUUAUUGUAUUUAUGUAAAUAUGUUUGUAUAGAUUUAAGCACAGCUGACAACAAAUUAUAUUAAGCAAUCGAAGGAAGUAACAACAACAACAUAGUCAUAGAAUAAUUGAUUACUAUCAUUACUUCUCCAUGUAUCCAAAAAGAAACACAUGCAAGCACUUGCUUAGGAUAGGUACUUAGGAUUUUAGGGAGCUUACAUUGUAGGUUUUCGAAUUGCGUUUCUUUGUGAAAUCCAAUAUAGAUACAUAAAUAGUGACUAGUUUUUUUAUUAUGUACUUAAAUAAUAGUAAAUAUGUGCUUAGAUAUGUAUUUGUAAGUUUUAUAUUCAUACCUACAUGGCUAAUAUCGUACAUAUAUAUACAAGAAGAUAAUAUUUAUAUGUAGCAUGACUUGUAUAUUUUGUAAAAGUGUUAAUACUCUAAAGGGAAAUCAUCUUGCAGGUGACAACUUCAAUGUUGGGUUGAAGCGCGUAAACAAAUAUAAAAAUUCUUAUGACAUAAACAUUAGGGUGUUCGAUAUGUUCCAAGUUGAAUGUUUCUUUCCAAAAGCCCACUGUAGUUUCGGAUUUUGCUUAAAAAGUAAGGAUCCAAUGUAAACAAGCUCUUUAUUUUCGAUUUAAAACGUGUCUCAAUCAUAUUUUUGUUCCGGAGUACAGAACAUUUGCUGCAUAACUUAAACUGCGUAUUAUGUUUAAGGAAUUAUAUACAGUUACUAUACCGGAAAAGACGAUUUUUUUUCUGAGAAAACUUUUAAAUUUAAUGAUAUUAAAAUUUGUUCAUACUAUAUUAAGGUGUUUUUAACUGUAUUUUAAUACUUAGUAUUAGUAAAAAUAUUUAUUUGGAUGGAACUAAAGCUGAUCUCCGGCAGCUCCUCUCAAAAAAGUAGUUUUACUCUGACCGUUAUAUCUCUGAACUGGAUUCUCUGAAAUUAAAAAACCAAACAGAUUGCAAUAAAUCUACAAUCGAAGAAAUAAGCAAAAUAAAAAUAUUUGACAAAAUGGCGGUUUCUAAAAAAAUCGAUUUUUGCACAAAAUUUCUGUCUUAAAUAGUUUAUAAAAAAAUAUUUAUUGGUGAGAAAAAAUCGUCGAAUAAUUACUAAAAAAUAUAUAUAAGAAGCUCGUGUUAGUUUGAGACUAAUCGGUUAUGCCGUUUUUGAGUAAUGCUGGUCACAGGCUUUGAAAAUUGAAAUGCACUUCCAAACCUUUUCGAAUUUUCGUGUAACUUCGAAAAUAUUCGCCGAAACAAUAUGAAAUUUUCGGUGUGUAUUCUUAAAUCUAUGUAAAUAAAAAAAAACUUGGUAAAUACGGACACCCUAAUGAAGCAAAAACUAGUAAGACUUUCUUCAUGAUUUUAAAAUUCGUAAUUUAUUUUUCAAAAAUGUAUGUCGUCCUCACAAAGACUCAAUGUAUUCGACGGUGCAUUAUCGUGAUGCAAGAACCAAAACUUGUCGGACCAUAAUUCCCGCCUCUUUUCGAAAAGCAUCAAUGAUUUUGCAACCAAUCCUGCUUUCAUUUUUCUUAGACCCAAAUCAUCUUCCAAUGAACUUUGCACUGAUCCUUCCGAUUUUCCAACGAUGCCAGUAAGAUCUCUAAGUGUUCAUCGUCGAUUCUCAAGAAUCAGUUUCUUUGUUUUACUGAAGUGUUGACCAUAAGUUGAUGUUGAUAGCCAUCCUGGACGUGGUUCGUCGUCAACGCGUUCUCCACGCUCUUUAAAUAAUUUGUACCAAUCAAAAACAUUUGCUCACGAAAAACCAUUACCAUCGAAGGACUUUUCCAACGUUCUGAACAUUUUGACCCAAAGACAUCAUACCGUACAAAAAAUUUAAUAGAACUUCUUUGUUGAAUAAUUUCUCUAAUAGUAAAAACCGCCGAGGGCACUUUAAGCACUUCAGAAAGACAAGCGUAUACUAAACAUUAAUGAUUCUUUUGAUAUAUUUGGCACAGAGGUCAUUCCAACCCAGAAAGAAAAUUAUUUCGACGAAAGGGUUUUCGGGCGAAGUUUAAAUUAAAAAGUCUUACUAUUUUUUGUCUAUUAUAGUAUACUGCAACAAUGUUCAAAAUUGACAUUUUUUAAAUAAAAUUGUCAUUUGCAAUAAUUUUUUUAUAAUUUUCCAAAAAUUAAUAUACAAAAAUUAUUUUCCGAAAUUUAUAUUUUAAUUUAAUUUUUUAAAUUUAUAGGUAUUUAAAAAGCUAUUUUUUUUUUUGUAAAUAAACAGUGUAGCAUAUUUGAAUUUUGUGGAAAUGAAGGAAUAUAACUCAAUCGGAAAAGAUUUUAAAUUUAUGCUUUAAUCAAAUGCAUAAAAGAAAUAUAAAUUAAAAAAAUAAAAAGAAAAAAACAAAAAAAAAUUAAAACUAUGAAAAAAUUUAAAAUUAUGUACAAAUGUAAGAAAUCGUAUAUGAAUUAUGCAUAUUUAUUAAAAUUACAGAAACAUGUACUCACAGAGGAAUUUAACGGCAUGUCAGGGCUCCAAAGGCAGGCCAAAAUCAAAGCUCAAGAAUAAAUCAUAAAUCAUUGCAACUUAAAUACAUUUAGAUAAAUCGUCUUUAAACACUACACACACAUCAGCAUUCACACACUAAUAAAUACUUAGAAAUUUAGUAAUAGAUAGAAGUUAGCAUCUAGUCCACUGAAUUAUUUGAAGUUUGAAAUGUUAAAAGCCAAGUAGGACCCUGACCCGAAACCCGAUUCGUAUAAAAUUUACAUAUAUGUAUGUAUAUUUGUAGUAUUUAUACCAACUCGUACUAGCAAACUAAUCAUGACCUAAACAAUAUCUACACGCAUAAAUACAUAUAUAAUAUAUAUUUAUAUACAUAUGUUUACACCUACUGAAACUUAAUGAAGAAAUAUGGUAUAAGCUUUACUCUCCCCUAUCAAAUAAAUAUCUAAAUGUAAGCAACAAGAUUUUAUGCACAUACAUACAUUUAUACUACUGUAUAAAAUACUGAAGUAUACAUACUUCACAGUGUUUAAGGAAUAUUUACGAGAAAUGUUCAAAAACACCUACCAAAUAUCACAGUGCAACCGAAGGAUUUGAUUUUUCAUAAAACCAAAGGAAAGAAUGUAAAUAUACAUAUGUAUGUAUAUAAGCAUGCACAUAGAAAAAUAAAUUCAUGAAUUGAAUGACUACCUAUAGAGCUAAACACAUGCAAGUAUAUACUAUACAAAGAGAGAAUAUUUCAAUAAGUAUAUUGCCAAUACUCAAUGUUUAUAAAAGAAAAUAGUUUUAUUGACAUCUUGGAGAACUAUGUAACAGAGCAUGUCAAUGAAAAGAUUGAAAUUCAAAUGUACUAGAUUUCUAUGCGAAAUCAUUCAACAGAUAAAGGAGAAUUUUAAAUAUUUUUUAUUGAUUUAUGAAAACACUUAAUUUAAAAAAGAAUAAUUUAUAAAAAAAAUUUAAUUUACAAAAAAAAAAAUUAGUUUCUAAAAAAGAAUUAAUUUACAAAAAAAAUUAGUUUCUAAAAAAACUUAAUUUACAAAAAAAAAAAAAACAAUUUAUAAAAAAAAAUAUAAUUUAUAAAAAAAUGUAAUUUAUAAAAAAUUUAGUUAAAAAAAAAAACAUUUUUAAUUUAUGAAAAAAUAUUUUUUUUUAACCGAAACGUACGUGUAUGUAUUUAUGUACAACCACAAAUAGUCUAUUCGGCAGUAUUUCCCAAAAUAACAGUAACAACAAAAACUCUGGCAUGAUAAGCUUACAUAUUUCUUAUUAACUGUUCUCUCAUUGGAACCCUUCAGAAUUCAAGUCUUUUCCACUACAAAGUAGAAAUAUUUUAAUUAUUAUUUUCUUCGAACAUGUCUAGAACAUGUACAUCCAAUGAAUAUAUAUACAUACAUAUUUAUGUAAUUCAGAUAUUUUCAUAGGUGUACUUUAUACUGAUGUAAAAGUUCCAAAAACAAUAAUAGAAUCUAAAAGAACAAACUAGAUAAAUGAAUUUGCGGUUUCAGUAUAAACUAAAUGUUAACUAAAGAGUUAUUAAAAACGAAUUUUUAAUAGAAACACCAACAAGUUUUGAUAAAACAAUAAAAAUAAUAUGAUGAAUUAUAAUGAAUUAACUUUUUUCAUUUGGCAGAUGCUCAAGCUCACAGGUCCAUUACACUUUGUAUUUGAUAAAAGCAAAGGAAAAGUUGUUCUUGUGGCCACCACAUUAUUUUGAUGUGAAGAAAUAUUAUUUGCAACGGUUUUAAUUUUAUAUUUAUUUUUUUUCAAUUUUUUAUUAUAUUUGUUUUUUUUUUCUAUUUAUAUAAUUUUUAUUUUUUUUUCUAUUUAUAAUAAUUUUCUAUUUCAAUUUAAAUAUCUGUUAUUUUUUUAUUUCUGAAAUAAGAAAUUUUUUGCAUUUUUCAAAAUUUUUGUUUAUGUUGAUUAUUUAAAAAAAAAUGGGUAAAAGAAAAAAUAAUUACGUCUCUGGUUUAUUCAACGAACAGCUGUUACAAGUAAAUAUUGCGAAAAUGUCACAUUUAAGUUACAAUUUAUGUAUUUAAACAAAAAUAUGUCAACAUAAAAGCCAUGUAUUACAUAAAUAUACAAUCACUCGAAUGUCCAUUAUAAGUGUAAUAAAAACAUUUAUUCUAAAAUAAUUCCAAAAGCUUUACCCAAGUCCAAUAUAAUGUCAAAAACAAUUGAAAUCAGUAUAAUAGUUUCGUAAUCACACUCAAAUAAAAAAAUUAAAAAAAAAACAA